This is a messenger RNA of Chaetomium strumarium, 2169 nucleotides long. RefSeq lists its product as uncharacterized. The record is from RefSeq and is a predicted model, not a curated record. The transcript has a single exon. The coding region runs from base 228 to 2102 and encodes 624 amino acids. Gene Ontology annotation, cellular component: cytoplasm. NCBI's taxonomy places the organism in Eukaryota, Fungi, Ascomycota, Sordariomycetes, Sordariales, Chaetomiaceae. Gene Ontology annotation, molecular function: calcium ion binding; protein-arginine deiminase activity.
GGACGACCACGGACUCGGCCAUUAGCGACUGAAAACUGCAAUAAGCUAGGCUUCUCGACGUCUUAGGAUCGUCUCGAGGCAGAUCUCGAUGGUGUGCCAUGUAAAUCAUCUCACGCCCGACUCACGGGACUCUAGAGACAUAAAAGGGCGCUCUCCCCUCCUCGAACCUAGCAUGACGGCCAUGACCAAACACACCCCGACACAUCAUCAAACAGCAUUUGUAAACCAUGGCACCUCUUCUUGGACUGCUUCCUCUGUUACUUCUCGGAUGGAUCCCUUCCACCAUUGCGGGCUCUCUCCGCCCGCGCAUCUUGGCCGACACCAACAGAGAUGGAGUAGUCACCCAGCUCGACGAUGCCGACAAGCAGCGCUGGACAGCUCGCCGAGGAGCCAUCUUCCUGCCCAACAUUGGAGACUCAUCCCACCGCUGUCCCAUGGCCGACCUUACCGGCAAACCCCUCUCCAACCAUGAGCUCUCCCGCUGCCACGACUCUUCCGGAGACCACCUGCUGCCGUCGAGCGCACAGUAUGCUGCUCCGCUGCUUACGCUGCCACUUUCGGACGUCUCCGAUGAGGCUGAAGGCUGCAUCUACAUCGAGCCGGCCCAUGCCAGCAACCGAGUCCGUUUGUUUUGGAACGAGACCGACAUGAUGACGGGCUACUCGAGCGUCUGGGCCGUCGUUAACCGGCAGAUCACCUUCAACGCCACGACUUUACGCAAGGGCAUCUCUCUUGCUCUGGACGGACGCGAGCUCGUGACCGACUCGAAGGUUUGGGAUGGCUCGAUUAAGGUUGUGUUCGAGGUGACAGACGGCAACCGCACCGUUCGCGACUCCGUUGCCAUGAAGCAGGCCCCCGUGCUGUUGCAUCACCAUCUGCAGCGGACCGAGGUCGUGCUCAGCAGCGCCGCUGGGGACAACCAAACCGUCGGAUCGCGCUGGCAGGCUCACUUCCUCCGCGGCGUGGAGGAUGCGGUGAGCGGCGACACGCCCAUCGUGUUGUUUAACCAAAGCACGGACCGGACCGACAUCUGGGCGCAGGACUUCCUCGAACCAGGCUACGCCAGCAUGCCCGGCCCAGACGGACCCGUCUCGAUCCGUGUACUUCUCCGUUCCGCCCAGUCCGGACGCGAGUCCGGGCGCCAGGUCUUCUCCCAGCUCCGCAGCGCUGGAAUCGGCGGCUUCCAACCAGGUGCUGGCUCCGGCUUCGGCUGGGAAGAGAUCAAUUCCGGCGGCAACAUCGAGACCAUCCCACCCUAUACCUCGCGCUCGGGCAAGCGCUGGCCAAACGGCCGCAUCGUCAUGGGCAACCACUUCGAGACACCCCCAGCCGAGUCUAUGACCACCUUCCUGCGUAGCCAAGGCACCCAAACCCCGCUCUUCAUCGAGGCCGGCUGGCUCGUAAUCGGUCACGUCGACGAAAUGGUGCAGUUCCUGCCCACCAACGCCACGAAGCUGGGCUUCACCAUCGCCAUCGCCGACACCGCCGCCGCCAUUGACCUUCUUCGCACCGCCAACGCCUCCGGCCACGGCGACGUGCCCUUCCUCUCCUAUACCGGCGAUGCCACCCCAGACGAACUGACGCUCUUCCUCGACCCAGCCCUGCUCUUGCCCAACACAACCAUCGCCACCGUCCUCGCCGACCCGACCUUCCACAAAACCCAAGCCUACGCACAGAAGUACCUAGACCAAAACUUGCGCACCCUCCUCCGCGAGGUGCCCCUCCAAGAGAAAGACAUCCUCCGCGUCCCCACCCUCUUCAAGGACGCCACUUCGGACCCCUGGAUCCACUUCCCCACGCCGGACGGCCUGCCGCCCAGGAUCAGCACGCCGCGCGCGGGGGAGAAGCAGCUGAAGGCGAUGGUGCCGCAGGCGCUGAACGGGCUGGUGCUGGGCAACGGGAAGUAUGUCGCGCCGCAGCAAUGGGGGCCUGUCGUCGAGGGAAGGGAUAUCUUUGCUGAUUCGGUGGAGAAGAUCUAUGGCAGCGUGGGCAUGCAGGUGAGGUGGGUGGAUGAUUAUAUGAGCCAUCAUGUUCGCGGCGGGGAGGUGCAUUGUGGGACGAAUGCGCUGAGGGAGAUGGGCAAGUGGUGGGAGACGGAGUAGGCACCACCUUAGGUAGUAUUGGUGGUUGAGGAGUAGGCGAUGGAGGUGUGGAAGUCAAUGAAGGGUG